Molecule: messenger RNA, 1593 nt
Organism: Centruroides sculpturatus (bark scorpion)
Lineage: Eukaryota; Metazoa; Arthropoda; Arachnida; Scorpiones; Buthidae
Exons: 1
Coding region: 1-1593 (530 amino acids)
Source: RefSeq, a predicted model, not a curated record
AUGGUGCUCAUUAAGAGGGAUUCAUAUAGAAGGAAAUUGCAUGAAUACAUUAUUAGUACAGAAUCACUUAUUGCACCGAAUAAUUUUUUAGAAGCUUUACAACAAAGGGUGAGAAGAUUUACGCUAACCCCUUUGGCCUGUCUUCUGGAUAUGGAGAGGGCUGUUGUGCAGACCCCGAGAACCCCAAGAAUUUUCGCGUUCGGAAAGACACAUAAGCCAGGAACACAGCUGCGCCCUGUUGUGGAGAAGUGUAAUGCUCCUACGUUCAAGUUGGAGAAACAACUGGUUAAGUUUAUACGGAAAAAUAUGCAAGACUCGCCUUUUUCGGUAAAAAAUGCGGUGGAGUUGCUAAGAAAGUUGGAGGAUGUCAUGCUUAUGGAUAAAGAAUGGAUGACGGUUUUAGAUUACAAAGCUCUGUACCCGUCAAUUAAAUUACCUCCCUGCUUUUGCGCCCUGAGAGACUUUUUGUUAGCAAAAAUUAGCAAUUCUAUGAAAUACCACAUGGAGAUCUUGGAAUUGGCGGAUUUAGUAUGCCACACAUCUUUCUUUCAAUUUGAAGAUAAAACUUACUUACAGACACGGGGCGUACCGAUGGGUAGCCCCAUGUCAGCUAUACUCUGCGAAUUAGUGUUGCGUAAUCUCGAAAAUGAUAUACUCCCCUCAUUCCAGGAAGACAUAUUGGCUUACGCAAGAUAUGUGGACGAUAUCUUUAUUUUAUGGAAAGAUAAUCACAGAGUUAAUCAGUUUUUAGAUCGGAUCAACGACAACCCGUAUGGGUUAACUCUGGAGCUGGAACAAGAAAAUGGAAGCAUUGUUAAUUUUUUAGAUUUAACUAUAUCUUGCAAAGAUGGUGAAAUCGGAACAGAUAUAUACCGGAAACCUACUUAUCUUCCUAUCGUCAUUCCUAGGAACUCCGCAGACCCUGAGCAUAUAAAAAUGGCCGUUUUUCGUUCGUGGAUAAGGAGGGCACACACGCAUUGCACCAGCGUCUGCGACACUUACAAAGAAUUAGAGUAUAUAAAAAACAUGGCGAUGCAGCAAGGAUACCGUAGAGAAAGAAUAGAUGCCCUCAUCGCGAAUUGUCGGAAGCGACUCCCCUCUCAGGGAGGGAAUCAACGCAAAGAGAGAAUCGUACUCAAUUACAUACCGUUCCUUAAAGGAAUGGUUAAGAAAGUUACCAGGGAUAAGGAUGUACGGAUAGUUUACAAACGUAAUCCCACCGUAUACAGGCUCUUAAGGAACGAUAAAGGCAAUUACGAACGCAGCGCAAUGGCAGGGGUGUACUCUAUACCAUUAAAAGACCGUAGAUUUAACACCAAUCUAGUGUACAUAGGGGCAACCUUAAGAAACUUAAAGAAAAGGAUUGCUGAACAUAAGCAAUCAGUCAAUAAAAACAUAGACUCUACGGUGCUUGCGGCCUUUGCCAAGCAGCAGAAUAUCGAAGUCUUUUGGGAUCGGGCGUCGAUCAUUAAAGCCACAAAAUCCAGGCAGGCUGUGAAACAUCUGGAAAAACUAGAAAUUCACAAGGCGCAAAUGCACACAAGCUGUAUUAAUCAUAGGGAUGCUGAUGGAUUAUCGUCGGCAUGGAAAUAA